AUGCCUCUAUGCGAAACUAAUGGAAAAAAUGUUUCCGAUAUUAAAGAAAAGCCUUAUUCUUAUUCGGCUUUUAAAUCUUGGAUUAGAAUAGAUCUUGAAGAAAUUAUUUUUUUACCAAAGAACGAAUAUAUUUCAACGAAACGAUGUAAACAUAUCGAUUUUAUGUUUAAAUGGAUAAAUAGAGUCAUUAUUAUCGGAUUUAAUGCUUCUAAUUUUAUUGAAGAAUUUCAAAUUCCAUUAAAUCAAAUUGUUGGAAUUAAAAUUACAAAUAAAAAUUAUCUUGAGAUUUCUUUGCGAUCAAAUUUUUCUAAACACUUCUACCGCCGUAUUAUAGGUGAUGAUGGCAAAAUAACUUCUUCGGCGAUUCAUAAUGAUCCAACAGGUGGUCGCUUGAAAGAUACUACUACCCUCGUGCUUAUUCCUUGUCAAAAAGUUCAUCCUUCAACUCUUACCUUUAUCAACAUUGGAAUUCAAAAAUUUCACUUGAAUAAAUCAUCAACAAUUCGGAAGAAUGCGACUGAUAAAUAUUUAGUAGAGCUCCAUAUAACUUUUCAACUUUUAACUCAUUCUCGUGCGUUAUUAGUUCCAUCUACAAUCUCGUUGGCAGAUUUAUUUCUUAAAAUUCAGUAUCGCUUUAUGAUAAUUGUUGAAAGUUUCGAAUAUAAAAAUAUAUUUGAUGAUUUUAUCACUGUUGAAAGUGAAGAAGAUUGGAAAACUGCUAAGAUUGAUCGUGCUGUUGUUGAUAAAAUGAAAAUUAUUAUUAGAAUUUCACCAAGAUGA
Molecule: messenger RNA, 780 nt
Organism: Dentiscutata erythropus
Lineage: Eukaryota; Fungi; Glomeromycota; Glomeromycetes; Diversisporales; Gigasporaceae
Source: the annotation of a GenBank genome assembly